GUCUGUCCGGACCUCAUUGGCAAUUCAUGGUUCCUCACGCCCGGGUCUGUCAUUUGUUGUGAGUACGUGUGCCGCCGUUUUUCUUCUGUGUCUCCCGCUAGAAAACAUGCCUCCCAAGAAGAGAAAGGCAGGGGAGGAGGAACCGCAGGCUUCGAAGAAGGGAAAGUCGGACGAGAACGGGGAGGAAGCGCCGGGAGAGGGCGCAGCGGCCGAGGCAGACAAUGGGCACGGGGCCGCCGCCGAGACCUCCCAGCCUGCCGCCGCCGAUAAACCGCCACUCAAGCUUGAAGGGUCAAAGGUCGCUGGUGAGCUGCUGAUCUGUGGAGGAACCAACUGGGAUCUGAUUGGUCGAAAUCAGUUACCAAAGAAUGCAACGGGCAGUGCAAACAGAGGGCAGAACCUGUGGGGACCCCACCGUUAUGGCAGCAUGUCGGGUGUCAGGGUCCGCUCUGUCAUCUCAGGCCCCACAUCCGUACACAGUAUUCUCAUCACUGAGGACGGCAAGGCCAUGAGCUGGGGACGGAACGACAAAGGGCAGCUGGGUCACGGGGACACGAAGAGGGUAGACGUGCCCACCGUCAUCGAGAGCCUGGCGGGGUUUAACAUCGUGGAAGCAGCGUGCGGAAGGAACCAUACACUAUGUCUGACAGAUGAUGGGAAAGUGUUUGCCUUUGGUGAAAACAAGAUGGGUCAGCUGGGUUUGGGGAACGAGAACGCUGCCGUCCCCAGUCCAACUCAGAUCGUGUACACGGGACCACCAGUGGUGAAGGUAGCCUGUGGUGCAGAGUUCAGUAUGGUGAUAGACUGUCGAGGGGCCUUGUACUCGUUCGGAUGUCCAGAGUACGGACAGCUGGGAAACAACACAGACGGUCAGUACUUCGUAACAUCGAACAAGAUGGCGUACGACUGCGAGCUGGUCCCGCGCAGAAUCAGCGUCUUCAUCGAGAAGACGAAGGACGGCUUCAUCAACCCCAUCACUAACGUGCAGCUGGUCGACAUCAAAUGUGGCACCAAUCACACUGUUGCAUUGGACAAACAGAAGAGAGUGUUCACGUGGGGUUUCGGCGGGUACGGCCGACUCGGUCACAGCGAGCAGAAGGACGAGCACGUGCCCAGGCUGGUGAAGAUGUUCGACUAUCCGGGGCGCGGCGCCAGGACCAUCUACGCCGGCGCAUUCUACUCCAUGGGUAUCAUGGACAAUGGCGGUCAGCUGUACCUGUGGGGGCAGACAAAGACCACCGGAGAGGCCAACAUGUACCCCAAGCCUGUCCAGGACCUGAGCGGCUGGGACGUCAGGAGCGUGGGCUGCAGCAACCGCAGUAUCGUGGUGGCCGCGGACGACAGCACCAUCAGCUGGGGACCCAGCCCCACCUACGGGGAGCUGGGCUAUGGUGAGAACAAGGCCAAGUCAUCAACCAUUCCUAAAGAGGUGAAGACAUUGGACGGCAUCUACAUCCACAAAGUCUCAUGCGGGUACGGGCACACAAUCUUCAUCGCCCGCAACGACAGCGAAGAGGACAAGGCAAAGAUCAAGGCAUUGCCAGAGUACAAUCCAAAAUGAUCACUUGCUUGUACUGUACAUGGCGCUAUGGUUCGGGCCAUUUGCCCAAUUAACAACUGAUGCAAGUCUGUGUGACGUAUCAGUUAUCGAGUCAUUUUGCACACCAUUUUCGGUGUGCGUUGGACUUGCAUUACGUUCUUGUUGGAUUCAGUUCACGUUCCUUUGGAAGUUAUAUUGCUGGGAUGAAGGAUUUUAUAUUUUCCAGCCCAGUUUCUAGCUGAAGGUAAUGCAAGGAAUUAGAAGAAAAUAAUGGCAGUUAAAAACAUAGUAGCUCAACAAUGACUUGUAGCUGGAGUGUGCAAUCAGGGCAGAAUCAAUUCAAGUUUGCGGUUGUUGAUCUUUAACCAUGGAAACUGGUUGCUGGUUGCCACGGACAUUUCCAUGGUUACAACAGUCACAAAAAAACAACGAUAUAAGGAUUUGGUAAAAGGUGGCUUGGGUAGAAAAAAGGGUAUACAGGUAUAUCAGCAAGUUAUGGGGAUACACAUUAAGCAUAAUCAGCUACAUCGCCCAUGAUUUGGCUUGGACAAUCUUUUUUUUAGAUGGGAGAGCAUUGUUGAUGUUUAUGGGUUUUGGCUCAUGAUACUUUGUGGCCAAUUAUCUUAAAAAUAUUGUUUGAGUCAGUAUUUUGAGUGUGCAGAUGAUCCAAAAUUGUCGGAAAUAUGGAAACUUGUAUUCGUCCGAGGCUUCUGUGGUAAUUAACGGUAUUGCUAUUCAAUAUUAUUUGUCCUUUUCUAGAUUUUUCCUCUUUCCAGUAGCUUAAUUCUGAUUACUUUUCCUGUGAUUACAAGCUGCACUUAUUAAGUAAGUUUCUACAUGUACCAUAUACAUGUGGCAUUUAGCUUGAGUGAUCACAAAAUAGUAAUAUCAUACAAAUGACAGAUGAAAGACCAGAUGAAGCCCCAAGCCAGGAUUUGCAACCUCUCACCAUCAUUUUUGUUUCGUUUUGUUGGUUAUUCUUUAUUGUUCUUAUGUCAGUUCUGCACAGUCACUACUUAAGUACAUUGUACAAAGAUUUCUCCUUAGUUUAUCUUUCACAAGUAGUUAGUGAUAAGCACAUCACCCUAUAGCAUUUGACGUUAACGCACACAAUACUUACAAACAAGGUCUACGAAAUGAGUCAUACUCUUAGGGCUUUUUAAGAUUCAUGGUUUGUCUGUCUCUAACUAUACAAGGUAUGAUUUCUAAAACCAUAAGCUACAGGGCUUCCUGGGAAUAUUUUCUUCAUUUUGAAGUAAGUUUUUUCUGAUAAAUGAGUGGUGAUCAGAUUUGGAUAUGGUAGCUGUAUGGGAAGGUUUUCUCAUGUACAGAAAAAGUGGAAUAAUCGUCUUGAUAUUUUUUGGCAAUACCUGCAGGGCGGAGCCAGUAGGUUCCACUCUUGUACAUGUUGAUAAGGGUAGAAAUUUUGUGAACUUGGAGUCACACUGAUUUUGGGGGUAGAUGCAAUUAAAAUGGAGCUUUUGUUGCUUUCAUAGUUCGUGUUGUGCUGAUAUUGAACCAGUCCAACAUGUUGCAGUGUGUCUGUACAUCUACUGUGUAGAAUGUGUCUAGUUAUGGUAGUUAUUUUCCUAACAGGGUCAUAGUAGUUUUUGUGGUGCAAGAAACUGUCAAAAAGGUGGUCUUUUGAUGAUCAUCUAACUGGUUGGAAUUGUCCUUGAUGCUAUUUUUGAAGCAUAAAAAGAGUCUGUCUAUGGCAGAGGUUGUUAUCUUCUAGCAAGAUACUUGACCCUUUGUAAAUGCUCCUUAUAGAGCAAUGGAGUUGGUGAUCAAGUCUUUGGAUAAGCCACUUUUUCCAGUGCAUUUGUCUGAUCAGACAUCCAUACAUACAAAAUGUCAAGUUUGCCAUUUGUUAUUACCACUACCAGACAACAGCAUUAGACAAAUGUUGACAGUAUUGUUGCCAUGACAGUCUUAGUAUUGUCCUAGUCGUUCAUUAUACUCCAUAACUCAGGAACCCAUCCAUCCGACCACCCAGUCUAUUUUCUUGGUUCCUGAGAAUUUUCCUUUAGUUAAAGAAACAUUUCUUGACUUUCACGAUAACAGCUGCAUGUGGUUUAAAAUGGCAGCUGUUGUUGCUGAAUGUUGUACACAGUAUUUAGAGGUGCUGACAAAAAGAAAAAAGGUGCUGCUAAUUUUGCAGUUCCAACGUUGUGGAUGAAAUUCAAAUUUGUGCAUGAACAAAGUUGUUGAUUUAUCUACAGAAAUUGGUAAGGAUAUUUUGCAACUUAGUAGGGACAAUUUACAGCAAAUCACUUGCAAAAAUUUAAAAUCUGUUUAAAUUCAAUAAUUAAAAAGUAAAAAUGUUUUGCCAAAUGUCAUUAUUGCAAACAAGACAAGUUUGCUUUCUUAUCUAAGUUCAGAUGAUGCCAUAUGUAAAAUCUAGUUUGUGUGAAAGAAAACAAAAGAAUUGUGGCAGGAAACCUUUGAAAUAGAUUGGUGUGGUCACAGCCUACAAACAUUUUGUACUGGGACAUGAAGAUCAUUGUUGUGCACUCUUAUCAUUACAGGGCUCAAAUUGUCAUGUUAUACAAUGUAUAUAUAUGACACAUGGUCCAAAGUCACCGAGCACAAGACAAUCCUAAUAUUAGGCUAGCCCCUGAGGCGUCGCCAAAAACACUCUUUACUACACUGUAACAGCUGAAUGCAAAAUUAAUGUUAUCAAUUGAAGGAAAAAUUGCUCUAAAAGUUUGCCAGCUCAAGCGUGCUCCCUUCUAAGAUGGAGUCACUUCCUUUGUUGUACAUUGUAACUGUGCUGUGGAAAAAUCAGUGUUCAUAGAAUUGGGGAAGUUGGAUGUCUGAAAGUUUGGGGACCAGGCAAAGUGUUGGAUGAUGAAAACAGAUUUUGCACAACUGAUAAGACAUGAUGUUUGACAGAGUUACAGCUUCGAACAACAAAAUAGUGCUUUUUGUUGAUCACUCCAAGUUUUGAUGGCUCCAGGUCCCUGAAACUUUUCACAUAUGAAAGCAUUAUGUCUUCAUGAUCAUUCUCUUAUGGAAAUCAAACCCUGUUCUUCCAAAUCCCUUGUUCUGUGAGGCACUUAAAUGAAGAAGAAGGGAAUGAUAAGUGCUGGGCAUCACAACUGCAAAUGGGACAUUUUGUGCAGUACUUUUUCCCAUAUCAUUUUAAUGACAUGAAAAGUGAACUGCUGGCUCGUAGGACCAAUAUUUUACCACAUGUGCUUUACUGCAACUCAUAACGAAUACUAGUAGUAAAUGAAAUAGUUGUGGCGAGGUUAAUACAUUGUUCACCAUAUAUAGAUGCAGAUGUUUGAGCUGAUGAAAUGUGAAGGUAGCCAUAAUACAUUUUUCUUACAGUAAUUCGUUGAGUAAAAAUCUGUAUGAUAUUAUGAGAUGUAACAACGUAUCACUUUUAUGCUGAUGCAAAAGUUCUCUGAAUUUUCAUUAGUUUUGUGUCAGCAUUUGAAGGUGAUGUUUCAUCUUUCAAUUGGUCUACUGUUGCAAAUAACAAUUAUUAUCGUGGUAAACAUGGAUGAUUGGUGUAUGGUGAUUUAUACUGAUGUGGUUAACUCUCAACUGUUGCUUCUAUGUAAUAUGUAUGUGAACAGAUAACAAUACAUGCAUCUAUCAGUGUAAACUACAGUACAAGGGGGACAUCUUUUAGCAGCGCAUCCCUUAGACUUUGCAUUUAAAAACUGCAGAGAAACUGUGGAUUUGUGUAAUGACUCGAAAUGUUGAAAACUGUACAUUUGUUAAAACCAGACUGAGUUUAUGACUACCUUGUAUGUUCAUUAUUCUGCAAAGAUGAGGGUAAAACCAUGACUUAAAGCAAAUAGUGUUGAGGAUAAACUGUCAUUGUAAUGAAAACAUAUUGUACAAAGGCUUCAGCUAGUUAGAUACAUUGUGUAAGGUCCCACCAUCCACUGAUUGGUCACUCGCGGUCACAUGACUCUCCAUCAACCACAGAAGGUCUCAGCACAUAUCCCAUAAAGCAUUCUUUUCCAUUUACUGAAGUUUGGGGAUUUGACCAUCAUGGUGAUAAAUUCUCUGAAUCAUGAGUUCCUUUUUCUUUUUUAGACAGUUUGUGUUUUUGCUUUGUGUUUUGAUUAUGCUACAUUUUAUUUUCAUAUCACUUAACUACAAAGCAGAUGACUUCUUCAAAUUUGUAUUUGGUGGGAGAGAGAUAGAUCAAGGGGGUCCUUUUGAACUUGAAAUAAAUCCUCCUUAAAUCAACUGACUUAACUAAAGCUUAAAGUGUAACCAGUGAGCUUAUUACAACUUUUUCACUUCAAUAUUAGAUUGUGCACCACUUGUAUUAUAAUGGUUGUUCUUCCACUAUACUGUUAGUACUUGUAUGUAAAUGUCCAUUUUGUAAUUAAUGUGGACCUUUUCUGAGUAACUGUAGAUGUAUUUUGUGCAAUAUAUGCCACAAAUAAAAACCAGUGAGAACAUGG
Branchiostoma floridae (Florida lancelet) is the source of this 5973-nucleotide messenger RNA. Its product is annotated as protein RCC2-like. NCBI's taxonomy places the organism in Eukaryota, Metazoa, Chordata, Leptocardii, Amphioxiformes, Branchiostomatidae. The record is from RefSeq and is a predicted model, not a curated record. The transcript has 10 exons. Bases 107 to 1561 code for a protein of 484 amino acids.